UUUCUCGCCCCGCGGCACGGCGGUGUACGCACGGAGCGGUGCGCUGGUGGGCGGGUCCUAGCGGCACGGCCUGACGGGACCUGGGUGGUGGGUGUCUGCGGUUGUUCCUUGGCGGCUGCCUUAGUAGUACGCACGCGGUGUAAGGCAACAUGGCGGACGCGGAAGUAGUUAUUUUGUCAAAGAAGCAUAAGAAGAAAAAAGACCGGAAGUCGUUGCCAGCAGAUGAUAUAGCUGAAAUACAACAUGCUGAAGAAUUUCUUAUCAAACCUGAAUCCAAAGUGGCUCAGUUGGACACUUCUCAGUGGCCCUUGUUGCUAAAGAAUUUUGACAAACUAAAUGUCAGGACAACACAUUAUACACCUCUUCCUUGUGGCUCAAAUCCUCUGAAGAGGGAGAUUGGGGACUAUAUUAGGACAGGUUUCAUUAAUCUUGACAAGCCCUCCAACCCCUCUUCCCAUGAGGUGGUAGCCUGGAUCCGACGAAUCCUUCGGGUGGAGAAGACAGGACAUAGCGGUACUCUGGAUCCCAAGGUGACUGGCUGUUUAAUCGUGUGCAUAGAACGAGCCACUCGCUUGGUGAAAUCACAGCAGAGUGCAGGCAAAGAGUAUGUGGGAAUUGUUCGGCUGCACAAUGCUAUUGAAGGGGGUACCCAGCUUUCUAGGGCCCUAGAAACUCUGACGGGUGCCCUCUUCCAGCGACCCCCACUUAUUGCUGCAGUGAAGAGGCAGCUCCGAGUGAGGACCAUCUAUGAGAGCAAAAUGAUCGAAUAUGAUCCGGAAAGAAGAUUAGGCAUAUUUUGGGUGAGUUGCGAGGCUGGCACCUACAUUCGGACACUGUGUGUGCACCUUGGUUUGUUAUUGGGAGUUGGCGGUCAGAUGCAAGAACUUCGAAGAGUUCGUUCUGGAGUCAUGAGUGAAAAGGACCACAUGGUGACAAUGCACGAUGUGCUUGAUGCUCAGUGGCUGUAUGACAACCAUAAGGACGAAAGCUACCUGCGCCGAGUUGUUUACCCUUUGGAAAAGCUGCUGACAUCUCAUAAACGGCUGGUUAUGAAAGACAGUGCAGUGAAUGCCAUCUGCUAUGGGGCCAAGAUCAUGCUUCCAGGUGUUCUCCGAUAUGAGGAUGGCAUUGAAGUCAAUCAGGAGAUUGUGGUCAUCACCACCAAAGGGGAAGCCAUCUGCAUGGCUAUUGCACUAAUGACCACCGCAGUGAUCUCUACAUGUGACCAUGGUAUAGUAGCAAAGAUCAAGAGAGUGAUCAUGGAGAGAGACACUUACCCUCGGAAGUGGGGUUUAGGCCCAAAGGCAAGUCAGAAGAGGCUGAUGAUCAAGCAAGGCCUUCUGGACAAGCAUGGCAAACCCACAGAUAGCACCCCUCCCUCCUGGAAGCAGGAGUAUGUCGACUACAGCGAUUCUGGCAAGAAAGAGGUGGUUGCUGAAGCAGUGCAGGCCCCACAAAUAGUUGCCGAAGCAGUGCAAGUCCCCAAGCGGAAGCGCGAGAGUGAGAGUGAAAGUGAUGAAACCCCACCAGCAGCUCCACAGUUGGUCAAGAAGGAAAAGAAGAAGAAGAAGAAGUCCAAAGCUGCUGCAGAGAGUGGGGCAGAGCCUGCAGAUGGGGACAGUGACACCACCAAGAAGAUGAAGAAGAAGAAGAAGAAAGCUAAAGUCGUAGAGGUGGUGUCUGAGUAGCAAAGACCACUUUGAGUAUUGCUUCAGCUGGGAGGAGAAAGGAAGUAAAGCCUUACUGCGGAAGUAUUGUUCCUCUUGAUGAGGCAGUGGAACAAAGGCACAUUGUAGCUGCUACUUGAGACCUGGGUGAUGUUACCUGGUGUGGGCUUUCCAUCUUGUCCUGUUUUAAGGAUGUGGGUGACAAAAGAGGCAGAUUUUAUGCCACCAACUGCUCUGUUUUGGAGUGGGAAGCCUCACUCACCUUUAGACCCACUACUGCCCAGUGACUGUCUGCAGCUGUUUCUAAAAACAUCCUAGUCCUCUCCUCGUGGGCUGUCUUUUUUUUUUUUUUACCACCUCCAUUUAAAAGUGUAUAUAACAAGUCUGCCCAGUGAAAUGGUAUUGAACCCCCAGUAAGUGCACCAUAUUCCUGGGGGAGUCGGGCCCCCAUGUCCUGGGAGGAGACUGUUCUGUUUUGGUGUCGGGUUGAGGCUUCCAUCUUGUGUGCUUCUCCAAAGCUUGAGUGUACAGCUGUGUUCACCUAAAGCCAUCUGGUCGUUUGUGUCUUUGACAGAAGCUGAACCGUUCCUGUACCCUCUUGUUUUAACCUUCAUUCACUUUUAAAGAAUGGAAUCACUCAUUGCUGGAAGCCGAGUGUUGUAAUUUGUACUUAUUAAAGUUGACUUACUAAGUUU
Messenger RNA from Oryctolagus cuniculus (rabbit), 2362 nucleotides. It is a transcript of the gene DKC1, whose product is annotated as dyskerin pseudouridine synthase 1. Gene Ontology annotation, molecular function: pseudouridine synthase activity; RNA binding. NCBI's taxonomy places the organism in Eukaryota, Metazoa, Chordata, Mammalia, Lagomorpha, Leporidae. Gene Ontology annotation, biological process: box H/ACA sno(s)RNA 3'-end processing; snRNA pseudouridine synthesis; rRNA pseudouridine synthesis. The record is from RefSeq and is a predicted model, not a curated record. Gene Ontology annotation, cellular component: box H/ACA snoRNP complex.